Oncorhynchus kisutch (coho salmon) is the source of this 1583-nucleotide messenger RNA. Its product is annotated as globoside alpha-1,3-N-acetylgalactosaminyltransferase 1-like. Gene Ontology annotation, biological process: carbohydrate metabolic process. Lineage: Eukaryota; Metazoa; Chordata; Actinopteri; Salmoniformes; Salmonidae. The transcript has 8 exons. The record is from RefSeq and is a predicted model, not a curated record. Gene Ontology annotation, cellular component: membrane; vesicle; Golgi apparatus. Bases 461 to 1336 code for a protein of 291 amino acids. Gene Ontology annotation, molecular function: hexosyltransferase activity.
GGAAGAAUGAAAAAAAUGCAGUGGAACUGCCUUCGAGGUCCAGAUUUGAGUUUGAGGUUACUAUGGUAUUCACGGUAUGUUAAUAGCUGCACAGACAUGCAGCAUGAAUGUGGCUUUGGCAACACCACAUCCAAGGUAUGUCUACUUCAACUUCUUCUCUGAAAGACUCAACAGAGAGAUCCCAAUUGAUGAGGACCAGAAGAGCACCAGAAAACAGCACCAGUAAGUGUCCCACACGAGUGAUGAUGGCUCAUCUCCAACGCUUGGAAGAGCACUUUUGGACCUACUUCCCAAUCUGUUUGACAGUACUCCUGGAUGUGACAGCAUUGAUGAGGUUACGAACUGUCGACCACGCCCCAUGUUUUUGAGAAGCUCCGACGCGCCAUGCCUCAUUAGUGGUGGUGACUCGUCUCAUUAAUGGUGCCUGAGUCGACUCUUGUUCAGGAGCAGAGUACGGAACAUGGUCUCUCCUGAAAAGCUAUUGUACAAGCAGCCCAGUGUCUUGGUGGGACGUACUGAUGUGGUGUCAGUGACCCCAUGGUUGGCACCCAUCGUCUGGGAAGGCACCUUUGACCCUGUGCUUGUCGACAAUAUCUACAAGCCCAUGAACCUCACAAUAGCAACCACAGUGUUUGCCAUUGGAAAAUACGUCAGAUUUCUCCAAGAUUUUCUGGACACAGCAGAGAAGCACUUUAUGGUCGGCUUCAACAUGCGCUACUAUGUUUUCACUGAUCGUCCCCACGAUGUUCCUUCAGUGAACCUGACUCGGGGGAGACAUUUGAGUGUGAUCCAGGUCCCGGGUUCAAACCGCUGGCAGGAGAUAUCAGCCCGGAGGAUGGAGAUCAUCCAGACCACCAUCGAACGUCAGAUCAGAAGGGAAGCCGACUACAUCUUCUGUCUGGACGUAGACAGCAAGUUCCACGCUCGCUGGGGGCCCGAGUCUCUUGGAAGGCUGGUUGCUGUGAUACACCCAGGCUACUACGAGCAGACCCGUGACCGCUUCCCGUACGAACGGCGUCCAGCCUCGACGGCCUACAUCCCCAUGGAUGAGGGAGACUACUACUAUGGCGGGGCUAUGAUCGGAGGGUUCGUGGAGGAUGUGUACACACUAACAAAGGUAUGUCAGACCCGGUUUGAGGAGGAUGCGGGGAAUUCCAUUGAGGCUGCCUGGCAGGAGGAGAGCCACCUCAACAGGUACCUGCUCUACAACAAGCCAAGCAAGGUGUUGUCUCCAGAGUACCUGUGGCAGGACUUCAAGGCCAAAACCAAAGAGGUCAAAGUAAUUCGCUUCUCAGGGGUCAUUAAAAACUAUGCUGAUGUUCGUCCCAAUGUAUAAAAAUAGGUAGUGGCUAUUAGACCAGGAGAAGAAAAUAUAUCACAACUUCUGAGAGUGGGGUCACGGGCCAGGGUCACUAUUGUUCAUUUUAACUUAUUUCAUUCUGUAUUCUAUCUAUUUUGCAUGUUGAUUACUGUGAGGGAACAAAGAAAUAUGCAAAAAAUGUAACAAUAGUUACAAUAAUAGUAAUAACAAUAAUAAUAGUAUUAUGUUAUUUUCUUGAAAUAAAUGUUUUACCAUAUUCCAU